GGUGAAACUACAUUUCCCAUAUCGGGGACAGGAAGGCCAAUGCACACGUGGUCGUUUUGGUGACGUCAGACGCAUGGCCGUGCUUCUGUGAGCUCCCUCACAGUCGCCUGCUGUCAUCAAAUCCGAGUGGAGCGGUCGCACCGAUGUGGUAAUAUAUGAGUGACAGCUUACUUGGCCAUAGCAAGAAUAAACAUGUUUGUUGUGUUCCCCAGUGCACCGGUUGUUGCCAAGUGAUAGAUAGGCAGGCCACAAUGAACGCGAUAGAAUAGGUUAGUUAGUAGCUGGCGACGCGGCGUCAACACGAAGGCCUUUGUAGCUUGCUUAGCUAGCGGCCGUUCCUGCUGCUCGUGAUUUUCAUUUUUUUAUGUAUAGCUGUAAAUAAAAAUAAUCAGUUGUAGCAACACGGCCUCUAAACGAUAUCAUCCUAUUCUCGAUAAUGGCGGACGAAGAUGCGGUGGUCUUGCAGCAGAAUCUGGACAGGAGCUGCUGGGUAUGCUUCGCUACAGACGAGGAUGACCGCACAGCAGAGUGGGUGCGUCCAUGUCGCUGCCGGGGCUCAACUAAAUGGGUCCACCAGGCCUGCCUUCAGCGCUGGGUGGAUGAGAAGCAGCGUGGCAACAGCACGGCCCGCGUAGCCUGUCCACAGUGCAAUGCGGAAUAUCUCAUUGUCUUUCCUAAACUGGGCCCUGUGGUCUACAUUUUGGACCUGGCCGAUCGACUCAUCUCGAAAGCCGGACCCUUCGCUGCGGCUGGCAUCAUGGUGGGGUCCAUAUAUUGGACUGCUGUCACGUACGGUGCCGUCACAGUCAUGCAGGUGGUGGGCCACAAGGAGGGCCUAGAUGUUAUGGAGAGGGCUGACCCUCUUUUCCUUCUCAUCGGCCUGCCCACCAUCCCCGUCAUGUUGAUCCUCGGCAAGAUGAUCCGCUGGGAGGAUUACGUCCUGCGCCUGUGGAGGAAGUACUCAAACAAGCUGCAGAUCCUCAACAAUAUAUUUCCCGGGAUUGGCUGCCCAGUCCCUCGCAUCCCGGCCGAGGCCAGCCCCUUGGCCGAUCACGUCUCCGCCACUCGGAUCCUGUGCGGCGCGCUUGUGUUCCCCACAAUUGCCACCAUCGUGGGCAAGCUUAUGUUCAGCAGCGUUAACUCCAACCUGCAGAGGACCAUCCUGGGGGGAAUUGCCUUUGUGGCCAUCAAGGGGGCGUUCAAAGUGUACUUCAAACAGCAGCAGUACAUGAGGCAAGCCCACCGCAAGAUCCUCAAUUUCCCUGAGCAGGAGGAAGUCUGAGGACUUAAGCAAAUGUAGACCAACGGUGGCCGACAUGGCAGUCACAGCGUUGGAAUCCCGCCAUUUGGUUUUAAACCUCCGAUACUUCACUGCUGAAAAUGGACAACACAAACAUCCACUCCAGAGAAUGUGUGCAAGCAUACCUACAGCGGCAAGGACUCUAAUACUUCAAUUGUAUUUUAAGGAGAAGAAAUGUAAGGCAUGUCUAAGUAGGUUUUAUAAUAAUAAAUUGUUUUAAAACAUUUACUGGAAAAGUCCCCUUGA
Molecule: messenger RNA, 1546 nt
Organism: Syngnathoides biaculeatus (alligator pipefish)
Lineage: Eukaryota; Metazoa; Chordata; Actinopteri; Syngnathiformes; Syngnathidae
Gene: marchf5
Product: membrane-associated ring finger (C3HC4) 5
Exons: 6
Coding region: 437-1282 (281 amino acids)
Molecular function (GO): zinc ion binding
Source: RefSeq, a predicted model, not a curated record